AUGGCGUCAGACGGUGGUCUGGCGGAGGUGAGGGCCUCAAGUGAUGGUCUUGGAGUCAUCUCUCACGACAUUGCAGGGGCGAAAGCCGCCAACAUUCAAUCUAUUAUCAACAAGCUACUAAAAUCCCUCCCUGGCGUAAAGAAAUAUGGGAUUGGUUGCCUUGAAGAUUGCCUUGAGCUCUACAUAGAUGUUGUUUCUCAGCUAAAAGAUUCGGUGGAGGCGAUAAAAGCACAUCACAUCGACGAUGCUAGGACUUGGAUUAGCAUAGCUGUGGAUGCGAUGUUGACUUGCGAGGAUGGGUUACAAGAAGGGGGGUUAAAAUAUCCCUCAAAGAAACAAAAUGAUGAAUACUUAAAGACAAUUCUUAUUCCAUUGGACAUAGCUGCCGUCUUGGAUACCAAAUGA
Molecule: messenger RNA, 405 nt
Organism: Dendrobium catenatum
Lineage: Eukaryota; Viridiplantae; Streptophyta; Magnoliopsida; Asparagales; Orchidaceae
Product: putative invertase inhibitor
Exons: 2
Coding region: 1-405 (134 amino acids)
Biological process (GO): negative regulation of catalytic activity
Molecular function (GO): enzyme inhibitor activity
Source: RefSeq, a predicted model, not a curated record